AGCACCGGCUGCUCUCUCCUGUCAUUCGUCUGCCCGGUACCGUCUCGUCCGCGUCGCGCGAUCAGCUCUCUCCGUGUGCUAUGCGCGUGUGUUCGUAAUAAAUAUAAAAAAAAACCGUGUGUGUCCGCGACCCGCGUGUUUUAUACUGUUUCCCGCCAGUGAUUUUAUUUUAUUAUUAUAUUAUUAUAAUUUUUUUUCGUACUUUUUUUUAUUAUAUUACCUACACCGUCUUGUGAUAUUUACCUCGCGUUCUCAGUUUUAACUUAUGACGACGCUCAAGCGUAAACAAUUUGAAUACCACGUGACGUGCGUACUUGUUAUAUGGUAAUGAUAUUAAGUAAUUAUAAUAUUAAAUAUUAUUGUUUACGAACUAAAUCAAUUGAUCUCGUCAGGUGUUAAUUUUUUAAUUUUUUUUCUCAACUGCCGGGUUGUGUAUUGUUGUUUUAAAUGCUCACGAACCGCCGUUCACGAUUUCGACGACAGUGCGUACCGCAGCCGAAUACUACAAUAAUUGUGUUACGACAACAGCAUUUUAAUAAUUUGUUAAUGAACUAAGAACAGCGUGCUACAACGACAUGUUCAUAGUCAUGACCACGUGUUUCCUCAUCACUUACUUGGUGCAGAUCACGGCCAGCAUCAUGUUGACUGCCAAUGCCUUGAUAGAUUCGGUAGGCGGUAGGACUGGGUCUUCAACCUCCGCUGCAGUGGAAAGCUAUAAGAGUCCCCCAAAUGGCGAGAAUAAUUCCAUGUCUUACCCCGGGAUAGCUAUUUUGUGGUUGAUUCUUUUUUCCGUGGGAUCAAUGCUCUACGCCUUACAUAAUAACUAUUAUAACGUCCGUCGUUCCGCCGAAAACCCUCGGAUGGCCGAACAAAAACAUCGGCAGCAACAGCAGCAUACGACCACCAUCGCUGCAAAACGAUCAAAAACUAAACAGCAAGUCUGCGUUAAAGACGAAAAUCAGGAUACAGACGACUCGGUAAAUUCUAAUACAUCUAGCAAGAUUUCCAACAAGUCUGCACAGGCUAACAAAUCAAAACCACCUUCGGCGCCUUCUUCACCCGAAAAGAGUCGUAAAUCUAUGGCGGCAGCGACUUCAGUCAUUCCUGUAGAACUGUCAUCUUAUGAUACCUUUUCAAGUGACAAUGUACACAAUAACCACAACGACGACGACGAAGACUGUAGUUACAUUGACGAUGACGACGAUAAUAGUAAUCAAUUCCAGCAUCAGUAUCAUAACCGGCAUAAGAGGAAUCGCCGACCGUCGUCAUCGUCAUCGUCAUCAUCAUUAUCUUCGUCGUCAUCAUCCCCGUCCUGUAAGAACGUCACUAAGCAGGAUCGACAAUCGAACGGUAAAAAGUCAUCGUCGUCGUCGUCGGUGACGUCCAAAGUUGGUAUCCAAGUAGAGAUGUCGUCCGGAACAAAAGUGUUACCGUCACAAAAAAACACGGUGACACAAAAUAAAUUACAACUGGUUGAAGCGGCAGUGGCGCCGACGACGACGUCAUUGACGCGCUUUGAAAAUCCGACUACCGCGAUCAACAUUGAAAAAAAAAUCAUCAUAAAAGAAGUCAAAAAAUCAACGACGGAACAGUUGGAUAGGACUACGGAGCAAAAAAAACCACGGAACAAGGAAAAUGUUAAUCCGCAAAAAGAGGAAGACCGAAAUAACAACAGCAUCAUCAGCAACAUUAACAAACAAAAUGGCGAUAAUUUUGGAAACGCGCCCAAGAAACCAGGAAAAAGGUUGCGGAAACGACUCAAUAAGAUGAAACAACAAUUAUUGGUUGAGACAACGACGCCAAUGAAGACUAGGAAGACCACAGACGAAAACAAAUCGACAAUUAUUGUAAGUGAAGUGUCUGCUGGACAGGACAAGCCUAUGAUCACGACUUCGGUUAUGCCACUCACGGUGCCGUUAUCAUCGGUUGAGACUCCACCACAACUGUUGUCCGCUAUCUCCAGGACAAUGGACGUGUUCGAGGACAGCAAACGAAAUACUGUAAAUUUAAAUGAUAAGUUAAUAUGGAAAUAUGUGUACCAAAAAUACGUACUGAACUUAAAGGAGUUGUACGAUAAUGGAUUUCCAUUAAAUAGCUCGACGGAUAUAGGAUGUGCGUAUUACUUUCGACAGAACAUGAAGCGAAAUGUACUUAAUCCCGUAGCAAAAGAGUUUUCAUUGGAUGCCCAAAAAUGUUCAAAAACGGCCCUACCAACCUCUAAGAAUAUCAUCAAUUGUAAGGCGGCUGAUAACAGAUCACCGAAUCAAAAAAAGAAGACGCAGAAACAAGAGAAACGACAACAGUUAUCAUCAAAUGAAUACGUUCCGUGUGCUCGCUGCUCUUCAUUUUUCAAUGUUAAAGAGGAGGCCCGGUCUGCAAAGCCCGGCCGUUGCGUCUACCACUACGGCAAGUUGAAGUUUUGCGAUCCUCUUACUUCGUCGGUUGCGUACGAAUGCUGUAAGGACAGCCGAGUGUCCCAGGGUUGCACCCAAGCCAACCGGCACGUGUGGAAUGGUUUUAAGGACGGCUUGAACUCCGAUGUCAUGGAUUUUGUGACGUCCGAGAACUCGGAUUUACCCAUGAAGCUGGAUUAUGAAGCGGGUAUUGAACCGAAUAGUUACCGCAUGUACGCCUUAGAUUGUGAGAUGUGCUAUACCGAGAAUGGUCUGGAGGUGACCAAGGUGACGAUGGUGGACAUCCGUGGUGCAGUCGUGUACGACACACUGGUCCGACCCGACCGACCGAUAAUCGAUUACAACACCCGGUACAGCGGUAUCACCGCAGCCGACUUCGCACGCUACCCAUCAAAAACGCUGGACCAGGUCCGCCGUGAUCUACUGCGGUACAUUGGAAAAACCACGGUACUCGUUGGCCAUGGACUGGAUACUGAUUUGCAGGUACUUCGCUUAGUCCACAUGAUUGUGGUGGACACGUCUCUGCUGUUCUUGAAUCCGAACCCGAACCCGAAUUCGAAAGCCAACACUCACAAAAUGUCACUCAAAUCGCUGGCUUCCCGAUUACUCAAGCGCGAUAUCCAACUUGCUUACGGCCAUGACAGCAAAGAGGACGCCCGGGCCGCCAUGGACUUGGUCCUGUACAGGAUCUGCCGUGACUUGCAAGACAGUAAUAACUAGCAGCCGGUCGCCCUGCGCCCGACUGAGCGCAGACCCCAUCACACUCUGGUCUCACUGCAGCACCCCGCACCUCAUUUUGUCGUUGUUCCUAUUUAUAUUCAUACAUAUUAUUAAUGUGUCGUUAUCAUAAUCACGCAUGCGUACAUACGUAAUAACAAUUAUACAUUUUUAUAUCGUUGAGUAUUACGUUUAUUGUAUAUAAUAUGUUUAUAAUAUUGAUGUAGGUAUAUGCGUACGUAUGUUCGCGCGUGUAUGAUAUUAUUAUAAUAACAUGUUGUACACAUUUUUUCCUAUUUUAAAAAAAAAAAAAAAAUAAAACUUUUUAUACGACUCAUUUUCACUCACGUCUUGACACUGUGAUAUAUUGAUCGACGAGCGAUCCGUUCUAAACGGUGAUCCCGCUUGAUCUAAUGACUGAAUGAUACGUCAACAUCCCCCCCUCUCCCCCAGCUAAAACUCUCCUUCCCCAUGCCUUUUGUACUUAUAAAAUAAUAAUAAAAUAUAUUGUACAAACAUUUCUCAUUUAUAUAUAUUCACAU
Molecule: messenger RNA, 3673 nt
Organism: Melanaphis sacchari
Lineage: Eukaryota; Metazoa; Arthropoda; Insecta; Hemiptera; Aphididae
Exons: 3
Coding region: 576-3134 (852 amino acids)
Cellular component (GO): nucleus
Molecular function (GO): nucleic acid binding; exonuclease activity
Source: RefSeq, a predicted model, not a curated record